UCUGAAGGAUUCAUUAGGUGUUUUACCAAGAGGGUUAGGAGGAUGGCUUUACAUAGAAUGUAAGCAAUGUAUUCGAGUUAAGAAAAUCCCACUGUCAAAGCGUCAUUUUACAACACCGAGCAAAAGUGGUCCAGGAGUUUUUGAUGUAAACACCAAAAUUGCAACAGGUACAUGAAUGGCACUCUGAAAAAUUAUAACUGUAUUUUUGUGUUACUUUUUCAUUUUUGUUAUAUAUGUGAUCAAUAAAUGAUUUUUUUUCUUCAGGUUUAAUUCAGUCAUGAUUUGAAGAUAGAAAAAUAUUAACAUGCAUAUACAUGUAACCCUUUUCUUGGUGGGUCAUGGAGAAAUUUGGCUUAAACAGUUACCCCAUUGUAAAUUGUGUUUGACAUAAAUCUGUUUUAAAGGCCUUAAAAUGCAGUACUGUUAUAUACAUGUAUGACAUUGACAGCCAAAAAGGAAAGGGAUAUCAGAAAUUGAUUUUGGUGAACUGAUUAAAAUGAUGCAUCCACAUGUACAUGUCAUGCAUGUACAAUAAAAACAACAUAAAUAAAGUGGAUGUAAGCAAUUAAAGGCAACCAUAAUACUUUCAACAAGGAGAAAAAUUGAUGUCAUGGCAUAGUCAGCUAUUUAAUACCUGACAUGAAAAAUAUAAGACAAUUCAAUUAUGAAGACUAUAGACAGACUAAUUUAAAACCAAGAAAUUGAUGAAAAACCUAUAUGACAGACAUGAACCAACAACAACCACUGAACUUGAUUGUACAGUCUCCUGACUUGGGACAAGCACAUUAAGAAUGCUGAUGGGUUAAUGAGUUCGUGAGUGCUCAAUUCCCCUAACAGCUAGGACUGUGCAUUGUGAAAGAAACUAGUAAAUCAGUUGAUUUUCUUUCCUUGCCAUGCUGGUUUCCGUGUCAAAUGGUGGAAUCUGAAGAGAAUAGUUUACCAUUUGUUUAAUCUGUAAUUUUAAAUUGAACUGAUGGAAACCUGAAGAGAAUGAUGUACAAUAUGUUUUGCAUGGACAUUUCAGAGAAGACUGUUGAUUGUUUUAUUUUCAUUGGAAUGCUUCACGUAGGCCUUGGUGAGACCCAACUUAGUAAUCUGUUGGCUUCGGUGAAUCUUCACUAUUUGAGCGUAUCUGGGUUAAAGACGAGAGAAGAAGAAGUUGGGGCAGCAUUGGAUUCAUAUGCUGAAGAAUCCAUGAUAAAAUAUCUAAAUAUGGAGUCUAAUUUACAGGAAAAUACUCAUGAUUCUGAUGACAAUGGAGAAAACAAAGGGAUUGCAGUUUCCACCGAUACCUGUUGGCAAAAAAAAGGCUCCGGGAAAUCCUAUAAUAGUUUGUCUGGAUGUGCAUCACUGAUUGGACAGAAGACCGGGAAGGUAUUGAAUGUAAAAAUAAAAUCAAAAAAUUGCAGGACUUGUGAUGUUGCCAAAAGAAAAGGUAUAGUUCCAAAAGAGCACAAAUGCAGCAAAAACCAUACAGGCUCAUCUAAAGGCAUGGAGCCAGCUUUAGUGGUUGAUAUGAUAAAAGAUGUAAUAAAUAAGGGUGUCGAUAUUAAAGAAAUUGCUGGUGAUGAUGACACUACAGGUUUUCAAAGGGCACAAAACGUUCUUAAAAUAAAACUUAAGAAAAGAUCGGACAAAAACCAUAUCAAGAAAAACAUAUCAAAACAGUUAUAUGCAAUAAAAAAGAAUUACAAAGAAUUGUCACAAAGGGUCAUCAAUUACAUCAUGCAGAAUUUUUCAUACAUGGUUGCGCAAAAUAAAAAAAACACAGAAGGUGUAACAACUGGCUUGAAAGCAAUGGUAGGACAUAUUUUUGGUGACCAUAGCUUCUGUAAUACCAAGUGGUGUGUCUUCCUUGAACACCCUUUGGCAAAAUUUAGUAAGUUACCAUACGGCAAACCACUUCAAAAUCCAGAGCUGAGGAAGGAACUGGAUAGAAUUUUUAUUAAAAAAUUAUCAAUUCAAGCAGAAAAACUUGCAAAUCUUGCUAGCACUCAAACAAAUGAAAAUCUCAACCAAAUGUUAGCAACAAAAGCACCUAAAUAUAAACAUUAUUCUGCAUCUAACAGUCUAAGUUACAGGUUUAGUGCAACAGUGGCACAGAAAAAUGAAGGCCACAGAUAUGUGCAUGAGGUAAUUAAAUGA
This is a messenger RNA of Mytilus californianus (California mussel), 2145 nucleotides long. RefSeq lists its product as uncharacterized. The record is from RefSeq and is a predicted model, not a curated record. NCBI's taxonomy places the organism in Eukaryota, Metazoa, Mollusca, Bivalvia, Mytilida, Mytilidae. The transcript has 4 exons. The coding region runs from base 991 to 2145 and encodes 384 amino acids.